Messenger RNA from Mytilus californianus (California mussel), 4108 nucleotides. RefSeq lists its product as uncharacterized. The record is from RefSeq and is a predicted model, not a curated record. The coding region runs from base 150 to 635 and encodes 161 amino acids. The transcript has 10 exons. NCBI's taxonomy places the organism in Eukaryota, Metazoa, Mollusca, Bivalvia, Mytilida, Mytilidae.
UUCAUUUUGGAAAAUGUAUUUAUAACAUUCCAUUCGAAUUUUCAAAAUAAUUAAUUUCACAGAGCGAUUCAAUGUACACUGAUUAAAUUGUGCGGAUUAAGACAAUAUACUCUUUAGAGUAAUUAAGACUUCAUCCCUGUAGACCAACUAUGGAUAACUUGGAUUCAAAACACGAGGGUCAAAUAAGAAAACGGACGCGAUCAACAUCAAAAGAUGUAAAAUAUGCAGAACCAUCAGAGAAAACAAGUCUCUCAGUCAUCUCAACUUUAACAACUGAUGACCGUAAAAGAAAACGGAAGACCACAGCUCGCUUAGAUGCAAAGUCAAGGAAACAAAGUUCUGAAGUCGGCUCGGGUUCAACGAAUGAGGCUCUAAAUGAAAAACGGAUGAAAAUAGCUUCUUUUGAGAAAACAAAUACCAAACCAAUAGUGAAACUGAGUCUUCCAAGCUUCUCUGGAGGCCACAGCGUAUUACGUGCGGCGGGUUUACCAAGACCAAGUAGUCCCCCUCAUUUGACUAAAGACAAAUUGAAAAUACCAACACUUGCUGAGGUUAUUAAGGCUGCUGAUGACAAGCCAGUAGUGUGGGCACUACCUCCUCCGCCACCACCACCGGAUCCACCAAAUCCUAACUAAGGAUUUACAUUGUUUACAGUUAACUUUGAAUAACGGAAUAACAAACCGGAAGUCAAUAAUGAUAUUUCUUUUACAAAUGAAAAACUGCUGAUAUCAAAUUUUUUGUUUAUGUUUUAAGUUAUCUGUAUGAUUUGUAUUCUGUACAUUUUAAUCUCUCCAAUUAAACUUACAUAUCUAUUAUAUAUUAUGCAAUACAUGGUUAUCUGAAAAAAAAGGCUAUUGUUCAUAAAUGUUGAUAAAACAAAACUUCUUUAUAGCCCAAAGUUAGUGCGUAGGUCCUGGUACUGACUACCAACAUUUAGUGUAAAACGAUCAUUUAGAUCUUAACAUCAUCUUAAAGCAUGAACAAUGAUUUCUAAAAUCGUUUUAUCCACUUUUAAACGUAUGCACUGUUGUGAAGUCAUUUUUGUUCAAGCAAUUAGCGCGCAGUCAAUGUAGUACUGUUCAGUAGCUUUCAGAAAUGUUAGUUAAUUCUUGAGGCUGUGGUAGAUGAUAAGAUAUCUAUUAAAUAAAAAAAAAUAUUUAAAUUGUAAAGGUCUAUAUAAAUAUCAUGCGUUUAUGUUUAUGUUCAUCAAUAGUCUGGUCUUAUGAUUUUCAUUUGAUAUAUUUAUAGAAAUAAUCAUUCAAAUAAUAUUCAUCUGUUGACUAGAUUAAAUACCCAUUUAUACAAUACUUUGCCCUUAUGUACAAAAUAAUAUUUGAUGGCGUAACCGUAUAGAUUAAUUACAACAGUGAAAGCUCGUAUGCAAUGGAAUUGGAAUGAUUUAAAAAACCCAAGUUAUAACGGGUGCCUUAGAACACCGAAAUGACCUCCUUUGUGCACAAAGGUACACAUAGGACCAAAAUGAAGUUUAAUAAGAGCACAAUGGACUUGAAAUUCCAUUAAAAGCAUAAAAAUAUUAUAAUUCCGGAAGAAACAUGUAAAAUUGUUUUUAACAAUUUCAAUAAAAACUGCGAUUUUAAUUAUGUACGAUUUGGUGUUAUCACCGGUAUCGGUAAGGAACCGACUUUAUAUCUGGGCUAUGUGAUAGCUCAUGUAUGUGAAUUUUUAAAUAGUUAUAAAAUAAUAUAAAUGAUAAAAGCAUCAAAUAUUUUUCUUAAUAUUUUGUUGUAAUAUUUUUUAAGAUACAGGCUUUACCAAAUCUACGAAAUUUAUGUACGGAUACCGAUGUUUUGCUGUUGUUUUUUUUUUGUGUCUCGUAUUUCAUAAGCAGUGUGUUUUUCCUAUGUAUGGUAAUAUAUAUUGCAACGACUAAAACGUUUCUAAGACACAAAGGGAACUGUGUGGCAAUAAUUCUAAAGGUAUGAAAUUAUAGUUUGAAUGUUUAUCAAUUUUUCUGCACAAAACAAAGUAUGUACCGUACUUUCCUUACUUGACGAUUCUUAAAUUGCUUUAACGAAAACGUUUCUAAGGCACAAAGGGAACGGCAUGGCAGUUAUUCUAAAAAUAGGAAAUUGGUUUUUAAUUUUUAAAGGUCCUUUGUGGUGUUUUUAUAGAUCGAGGUAUAACUGUACUCCAUCUCAUUCAUUGGUGAUUAAAUUGCAUAUUAUAUGAUGUACGUAUUACUAGACAAAAGUUGCUGGAUCUUGAUAGAUGCUUACGAAACUUUAAUGAAUUAUUUGUACUUUUCAAAAUAACUUUGAUAUCCUUUAAAACUGAAAAAAAAUCUAUCUGAUAAAAACUACUGGUUUUUUUUCUAUGAUACAAAAUAUAUCCUAUUGCAAUCAAAUUUGUCCUAUGAAUUCGUAAACGACAAAAAAAAAUGUCAUUCUUUAAUAAUCCUAGAAGGUUAAAAAAAGUACUAUUGUAAAUUAUUAUUUUCGGAAUUAAUCUUAAGACAUGCAUCAAAAACGGUUUAUUUCCGAUUGUCCCACUUUUUAAAAUUUUAGAGUUCUGAUUGUCCCACAUGGAAAGUUCUGAUUAUCCCACAUUAUUUUCAUAUUUUUAAUGUUCUUGAAUAAACAAUGUAAUUGUUGUUUGUUUUGCAAUAUCAAAUUAAAAUUAAUUAUUGCAUGAGCAAACUAGUAGUUGAUAUCAAUUUUAUAAAUGUAACUAUGAAUUGUUGAAUAAAUCAUCAGUUAAAAUCUCUUUUAAUUAAGCAAUAUAACAUAUAUGUAAUAAACGAUAUCUAUUAUGUUACUAGGUUAAUUCAUAAGUCAAAUAUCAAUAUUUUUUUUUAUUUUAAAGUUGUUAUUUAAAUUUUACAAACAUGGACGCAAUUUUCACUUUUUUUUUCAUUUUUAAUAGCGCUCAGACUGAAAGGUCUAGCGACUGAUUUAAUAAAAAACAAAUCAUUUACAAUCUCAAUAUUACAUAAGCAAUUUUAUAUAUAUGUAAUAAAAUAGAUUGUAAGAUCUCAACCUAUAUUCUCAUUUAGGGAAAAGAGAUAGAUGUGGACCAGAAAUGUCAUCAGUGUCCUCUAAACACAUACACUGUUAUAAAAACGUCCAGUGGCAAGUUAAAUGCUUUAAGCAGGACGAGAACAUGUUGGUGUUAGAUGAAUAUGAAACCUUCUUUGAAAAGAACUAGACCGACACAGUCAUCAAGCCGGAAUUUUAACUUGCUAGUGCACAAGAUAACAGUCCACAGAAAGACACAUGUGCCACCAUACACAGACAAAUUAUUCUAAGUAAGGACUGACCAGUCUUUCGUCUUAGUCUAAAAUGUAGCGUCCUUUGAGGAGAAGCAACAAAUUCCAAAUUUCUGUUCAUUGGUUUGACAUGGCUGGGGUCAAUUUAUUAUUAUUGUGUAAAGUUAAACCAGAUAUCUAUACAAUCAACAUAUCUGCACAUUAUUUCGUUUUAAGUUUAUGAUUUUCUAAUUCAAGGAUUUUCUUAUUAAUAUUCAAAUAAAACUUUCCUCAUUUUUUUGCUUGAAUUGAAUGCUUACUUGAACAAUUUUAUGAUCAGACUUAUUAUAUAGAAUAUGUUUCAUUUCAUUGUUUUAUGAAUAUAUCUAAUAUCAGCUUAAAACCUGUCAAUUUUAGAACAAAUCCCUGAAACUUUGUAACAUGUAAAAUUAUUCUUAUCUCUUUGUAUUUCUCUAAAACACAUCUUUUAAUUUAAUUUAAUUUUAUCCUUGAUACUUCUAAAUUUUUCAAUUAUGCACUAUAUGUUCAAUUUACAAUUUAUGUUAAAGGAGUCUAUUUAAUAUUUUAUUAAGUUAAAAUAUAUCUAUUUUGUUAUAUAAUUGUUCUUUAUUUGGACAGUAGUUUAACAAAAUAUCACAAAAGAAAAGAAAAUAUGUAAACACCAUCUUUUCUCAAUGUUUAUUUCAAAUUUUAUGAGUUACAUAAUAACUUGUAAUUACCUGCUACACACUUUAAAAACAAAUUAAUCACUAUCAAAACAAUUCCCAAUUGUCCCACAUUUAAACUUCCCAAUUGUCCCACAAACAUCUUCCCGAUUGUCCCACAAAAUUUCAUUACAUUUUUACCUGUAAUUUCAAAAAGUGGGACAAUCGGGAAGACACC